AGUACGAUUUGAAUCCUUGUUUUUAAUCUUUUUAUUGUUAUCUAUGUUUUCAAUCCACCCAGUCUGUAAUAUUUCGCGUAAUUCGGAGGUAAAUAGAUAUACUACAAAGUAAAAGUCAUUUCAUUUAGUUUCACCUAUUAAAAAUCAGCCAUGAAUAUAUUGGGUAUUCAAUUUGCACCACUGUCUAUCCCACUGGAAAGAAGACUACAGACUGCAGCAGUGUUUUAUUAUUGUACCAGCUUUGUAUUUUUUGGCACAGCUGCUAUUGGAUUAUUUAUAUACUUCCUUUUUACUAAAUUCUUUUUCAUACCUCUGUUGUAUUUUGCAUGGUUUGUGUAUGAUCAUAAAAAAUGCUGCCAAGGUGGAAGACGAAUUGACUUAUGUCGACGAUCGAAAUUGUGGAGAUACUUUGCAGAUUAUUUCCCUGUUACUAUGAUAAAAACUGCAGAGUUGGAUCCUAAUAAGAAUUAUAUUUUUGGAUAUCAUCCUCAUGGUAUCAUGUGCUAUGGAGCUUUCAGCUGUUUUGGCACAGAAGCAAGGGAUUUUAGUAAAGUUUUUCCUGGUAUUACUCCUCGUUUAUUGACACUGGAAGGACAAUUUUGGUUCCCUUUGCACAGAGAGCAUAUUAUGAGUGCAGGUUGCUGUGCUGCUACAAGAGAAAGCAUUGACUGGCUUUUAACAAAAGAAGGGAAAGGAAAUGCUCUUGUUCUUGUAAUUGGUGGAGCAGCUGAAGCUUUAGAUGCUCAUCCUGGAGAUGUUAAUUUAACACUAAAGAGGAGAAGAGGGUUUGUUAGACUUGCUUUAAAACAUGGUGCAUCUCUGGUGCCAGUAUUCGCAUUUGGUGAGAAUGACAUAUUUCAACAGGUGGAAAAUCCAAAAGGCUCACCGUUGCGCCAGUUUCAAGACAAGUUAAAGUCAUUUUUAGGUUUUUCUGCUCCUCUUUUUCGAGGACGUGGCAUGUUCCAGUAUAAUUAUGGCCUCUUACCUUACAGAAAGCCUAUUACUGUAAUCAUUGGAAAGCCCAUUGAUGUUGAAAAAAUAUCUGAACCAACGGAAGAAGAUGUUAAAACUCUGCAUCAAAAAUACAUCGAUGAUUUAACUUCUUUAUUUGAAGAACAUAAGAAAAAAUAUGCACCUGAUCUGAAAUUAAUGUUAAGUUGAAAGCUGUUUAUUCCGAAAUAUUCUUCUGGAAUUGCUGAUAUCCAUAGUUUCCGUAAAUUAUACAGUCGUUCUGUUUGUAUAUAUUCGAAUCUAUUUAUGUGUUACUUGUGAUGUAGCUUAUAAAUAUAUUUUCGAACAAAUUCACGAAAAGUUUUAUAUAGAUUAUACUAAAAAAAUUUUAAUUCUUAUAUUUAUAAAUAUUAUAUAAACAGUGAUUAUUCCAUUACAAUAUUCUCAGUAAUUCUCAGGGCUAAAGAUAUGAUGCAUUCUCGAAUAUUUUUAAGCUGAAAAUUAUAAUAUUGCUAAUUUCUGUGCUCGAAUUUUUGCAUUUUCAGUAUUGUUUUGCUUAAAUACUAUACCUUCUUAAUAUUUCCUAAGAAUGAAACAAAAGGUGUUUUUGUAUAUCUUAUGUAUUAUAUUUUAUUCUAGUCAUUCUUAAAUGUUGCAUGUGCCAUGGUAUUGCUUGCAACCAAAAAAAAUGACUUGAUUAUUUAAAAUAAAAUUGAAAACCAUCUUUAUUUACCAUAUAUUUGUAAUUAAAUAUUUAACAUGAAAUAACUUUUUGAACUGCUGUUAAUUUUAAUAUUAAAAGUAAUUUUCCUUUUACUUAUCAUAAUUACAUAUUGUGUAAUUAUGAAUUAAUUACAUAGUGUAAUUACACUAUGUAAUUAAUUAUAUAUUGUGUAGUUAUGAAUCACUCUAAUACUAAUUUGGAGAAUUCAAAGAUAAUUAUUAUAUUUAAAAAAAAUUGUAUUUGAAUAUGGUUACAAGAUAAGUAGUUAUAGGCAAUUUUUAAAUGUGUGUGAUAUCUAAUUUGAAGAAUAUAUAAUAAAUAUUCUCCAAACACGCUUACUUUUAAAGCUUUUUAUAUUACUUGAUAUUUUUUAAUUCCAUUGUAGCUUAGCUUUUUAAAAAAAUUUCUUUGUUAUUUCAAAAAAAAAAAAAAAAUAGUUAGCUUUUUCUAACCUAGCGACUCAUCUCUCAAAUAAAAAUAAAUGAUAAAAUCCUUCCACUUAUGAUGAUUAUUUUUAUCUUACAAGUGAUACAUUUGCACUAGAAGAUUGAAAUGAAUACAUCAAUAUAACUGGAUAAGAAAUUAGUAUCAUUAUCUUCUUAAUAGAAUUUGUAAACUAAUUUGUUUCAUAUUUAAUAUAAUUUUUGUUCUAACUUUUACUUUUGGCAUUAAUUAGAAAUGUUUAUAUGUUUUGGAAAUAUUUAUUAUGUAAUAGUGUGCAAAUUUGGUUAAUAAUGCUGACUUUCAUAUGUUUUAAUGAAACUGAUAUGUCAUAAAAAAUAUUUUGUUCUUGUCA
Molecule: messenger RNA, 2471 nt
Organism: Argiope bruennichi
Lineage: Eukaryota; Metazoa; Arthropoda; Arachnida; Araneae; Araneidae
Product: 2-acylglycerol O-acyltransferase 2-like
Exons: 5
Coding region: 151-1161 (336 amino acids)
Biological process (GO): triglyceride biosynthetic process
Cellular component (GO): endoplasmic reticulum membrane
Molecular function (GO): diacylglycerol O-acyltransferase activity
Source: RefSeq, a predicted model, not a curated record